AUGGAUUGGCUAAGUUUAUACAAGGCUAGGAUAAACUGUGAGAUUCAGAAAGUGAGCCUAAGGAACCCUAUUGGGAAAUCAAUAUCAUAUAGGAGUUUUGAGAAGUCCAAAAACUUUGGGGUGAUCUCUGCGAUGCAAGUAAGGAAGUUGGUCAAGAAGGGGUGUGAAUUAUUUUUCUGUAGUGUCCAGGAUGUAAGUAAAGAAGUUGGGGUGAAGAUAGAGGAUGUCCCAAUUGUUAAUGAAUUCAUGGAUGUAUUUCCGAGUGAGAUUUCGGGUAUGCCACCUGCUAGAGCCCUUGAGUUUACUAUAGAGUUGAAUCCCGGAACGUCACCCAUAUCCAAGGCACCUUAUAGAAUGGCACCUCCAGAAAUGAGUGAGUUGAAAACCCAAUUGCAAGAAUUGUUCGACAAGGGGUAUAUUAGACCUAGUGCAUCACCAUGGGGAGCUCCAGUAUUGUUUGUCAAAAAGAAAGAUGGGAGUAUACGGUUAUGUAUCGAUUAUAGGGAGUUGAACAAUAAUGUGCCUGAUAUCCGGAGUUUCCUAGGCCUAGCUGGUUAUUAUAGGAGAUUUGUGAGAGAUUUCUCAAAGAUAGCAAGACCCAUGACCAAUUUGAUGAAUAAAGAAUCAAAAAUAGAGUGGAGUGAAAAAUGUGAGGAAGAUUUCCAAAUUCUAAAAGAGCGUUUAACCUCCGCACCUGUUUUGACCUUGCCUGAUGGGAAUGAAGGGUUUGAGUACCAUGAGGGGAAAGAAAAUGUUGUUGCUGAUGCACUGCGUAGGAAAUCGAGCCAUAGUAUGAAUGUCUUGGUAGUUCCUGAGGAGUUGUGUCGAGAUAUGCAGAGACUUAGCUUGGAAAUGGUGAAUCCUAGGGAGACCAAAGCAAGAUUUAGUGCAUUAUCAUUGGGGUUGUCCAUACUCGAGGAGAUUAAAGAAAGUCAAGAUGGGGAUGAAUACUUAGAGAAGAUCAAAGAAAAGAUGGGGCAAGGGAAGGAAGUAGAUUUCAAGAUUCAUGAUUAUGGUAGUUUGAGAUCAAAGAAUGGGAAUGAUACUAUUUGGGUGAUUGUGGACCGUAUAACAAAAUCAGCCGUGUUUAUUCCAAUUAAAGAGACAUGGAAAAAGAAACAGCUUGCAAAGACUGACAUUAAGCAUGUAGUGAGGUUGCCUGGGGUCCCAACCGAUAUUAUUUCAGACCGUAAUUCAAGAUUCCUCUCAAAAUAUUGGCAAAAGGUCUAG
Messenger RNA from Spinacia oleracea (spinach), 1230 nucleotides. RefSeq lists its product as uncharacterized. Gene Ontology annotation, molecular function: nucleic acid binding. NCBI's taxonomy places the organism in Eukaryota, Viridiplantae, Streptophyta, Magnoliopsida, Caryophyllales, Amaranthaceae. The transcript has 4 exons. The coding region runs from base 1 to 1230 and encodes 409 amino acids. The record is from RefSeq and is a predicted model, not a curated record.